AUGGAGGAGGUGAUGGGCGGCUGCCAGUUUUCUCCAUCCUCGGCGGUCUUCUUCUACGACGGCUCUUCCAGCAUUCCUUCCCCCGAGGGGGAGCUGGCCGAGGAGGACCUGGCGCCGCGGAUGGCCUCGGCCUCCUCCUUCGGAGACCUCCCGCACCACCGCUCCCCGGCGGAGCUGCCCGGCGGAGGCUCCGACGGCGAGGAGCAGCACGUGCGGGCGCCCACGGGCCAUCCGCAAGCCGGCCCCUGCCUGCUGUGGGCUUGCAAAGCCUGCAAGAAGAAGUCCAGCACCGGCGACCGGCGCAAGGCGGCCACGCUGCGCGAAAGGCGGCGGCUGAAGAAGGUCAACCAAGCCUUCGAGGCGCUCAAGCGGUGCACGGCCGCGGGCAACCCCAGCCAGCGGCUGCCCAAGGUGGAGAUCCUGCGCAACGCCAUCCGCUACAUCGAGAGCCUGCAGGCGCUGCUGCGAGAGCACGUCCACCGCUACUACCGCUUGCCCGUCGCCGCCGGCGCCGGCGGGCAGAGCUGCUCCGAGCCCACCAGUCCCACCUCCAGCGGCUGCUCCGACGGCUUGGUUGAAUGCAACAGCCCUAUCUGGUACAGGAGAAACAGCACUUACGAAAAUGUCUACUGUUCUGAUCUCCCAAAUGCAUAUCCCUUGGAAGACAGCACAGCCCUCUCCAGCUUGGAUUGCUUAUCCAGCAUUGUGGAUCGCAUCUCUUCCUCCGAUCAGGCUGGGUUUUCCCUACAGGACUCUUCUUCCCUCUCUCCCAGUACCAGUCCUGGGUCACAGCCAGGCACUCCAGAGACCCCCCAUCCCAAGCUCAUCUAUCAUGUACUAUGA
This is a messenger RNA of Varanus komodoensis (Komodo dragon), 843 nucleotides long. It is a transcript of the gene MYF5, whose product is annotated as myogenic factor 5. The transcript has 3 exons. Gene Ontology annotation, molecular function: protein dimerization activity; RNA polymerase II cis-regulatory region sequence-specific DNA binding; DNA-binding transcription factor activity, RNA polymerase II-specific. NCBI's taxonomy places the organism in Eukaryota, Metazoa, Chordata, Lepidosauria, Squamata, Varanidae. Gene Ontology annotation, biological process: muscle organ development; positive regulation of myoblast differentiation; regulation of transcription by RNA polymerase II. The record is from RefSeq and is a predicted model, not a curated record. The coding region runs from base 1 to 843 and encodes 280 amino acids.